AUGGUUUACUUGUUACAGGAUCUGCUUGGCUUAUACGAUGCUACGGUAGCCACUACUAGUCACACGUCGUCUCACAUUCCUUCGAGUAAUGGUUUAUUUUCAUCUGCAAAUGCAGAUCCUGGACUUGCGACACAUCGCCGUAAAAGUGCUGGAGAAUGCAACCACACAUUUACAACAUCAGAUGAAGUUGAGCAAAUUAGGAAGUGCUCUCAUGAACGAAAAGUCCAUUUCGAUGAUGAGCAUCUUAUUUCUGGCUAUUUUGAAGCCUCAGCUCCGAAGUUUUCUUCUAUGGAUGCUAAAAGUGAAGGUGGUAGCGGUGAACUCGAUGUAGAUGGUAUGUUAUCGAGUUAUCGCCGAGCAUGCCAAAACUUAGGAAUAGCUACGAUAACAUCAGUGGAACGUCAAAUAGAAGCAGCCAUCGCGCUGAGCGAGAUGCUCGAGUUUUACGAAUCCGCUCACAAGUUGAAUCUUUCUUUCAAUAAACAGAUUACGGGUUCGAGGAUGGACAGAUGUGUUCAAACCGUGAAAAAUAAGUCGUUAUCAGCUCUAUGUCGUGUACUUCGAGGGCAACCUCAACCAGUACUGGGUGUUCUUCAUUGUGAAAAUGUGAACUUAUAUGGAAAGAAUCUUUACACUUUGUUUGUGCUUGAAAUUCAACACUGUGCUCAAGGACAUGGCGUUGCUAAGAUUUGCGAAGCGUUGCGUAAUCCGGAAGUGGUGAAAAAACUUCACUCACGCUCUCGUCCUCGUGGAACACAAAAUUACAGCCACUGGUGUGAAAACUGUCAUUUGGAAACGCUCAACAUUGGAAGCAAUCCACUUGGUGAGAUGGGCGUGCAGAGGUUGAGGCCUGCCCUUGGAGGAAACGGCAGUGCAAUACUCCUGGCCGAAUGUCUUGCAGACAAUUCCACAUUAAUUCGCGUAGAUCUUCGCGAUAAUCCUGGAAUAGGGUCUGCUGGGCUGUUAGCACUCCACUCUGCUAUGAAAAUAAACCGUUCAAUUUCAUUGCUGAACUUGGACCAAAGCUGUGUUGUUGCUUCAAACGCCAAAGAAGAUUUUCGGCGCUACUAUGAGGACAUAAAGCGGUAUUGUGAACGGAACAAAGGCGCUGAUCAACAGAAGACUGAGAGCGGGAAAGUUGAUGUGAGUGUCUCAAAAUCAACGGCAAAUGAAGAACUCAGCCAGGAAACUGUGGUGAAACAAGAGCAAGAAGUAAAACCAGCUGAUAUUAUAAUUACUGAAGCCGAUCUCUCGCCGUCGCACUGUCAGCUUUUGCCCAUGUCUUCAAGUGGAGCAGCCUCUACAGGGGUGAAGGGAAAAUUCAUGCGCAGUUCGUCUUUGACGUGCACGGAAACCGUGGCUGAUAUCCACGAACGUCUACGAGUACUUGGAGGCUCAACGCAUUCUUUGGAUGAGACUAAUGUAGAUUCCACAAAAACGAUCAAGAAAUGUUCAUCCUCUUCUCAUAAUUCGCUUGGAUUAGCUGAAUGGGGAUCGUUACCUGCAAUUCCGCAAGCCAACAUGGCUGCGAAGCCAGUUGUGCGGAAGCUCCGUCGCUUUUCUGUUUCUCCAUCUUCGUCGACAUUCGAUGUAUCAAAAGCUCCGCAAACAUCUAGUGCUAAUAAUCAAGAACUUCCUCGUCCGAAGACCUUGACCAUAGGUAUCUCAGGAACUGGUGAGCUCAGUGAAGGCCCACUCUCAUUACCAAUAAUGCGUCCGGCUCUUCCUGAUUCGGUGGAUUCGUGGUCAACCUAUUCAGAGAAGGAGCGCGAUGGUAAGAUUUUCGCCGAAGAAAGUGCCACUUCUACAAGCCGGUCAAACUCUGCUUUCGAUGAUGAGCAUCGGACUCGGGACUCUGCAGCAGAGUCAGCAAAAUCAUCUGAUGGAACAUCGCGUUCCAGUAUAGACAGUACAAAUGGGAAUACGGAUGAAAGCUCUUCUCAAAAUUCCCAAACUAUCCUGAAUCCUGAAGAACUGAUGAGGGAUGUACGUAUAGUGAUUGGUGAUCUUGUCAACUACGUGGUUUAUGAAGAGACGUCGCGCAUCGAGCGGAAGCGUUCGCUUCUCUUACAGACCACUUCUUUUCCAGCCGGAGAGCUCAUUUCUUCCCAAGGUGGUUUUCUAGAAGAAUUGACUCCAACUAAAACCUGCACAACACCAUCCAGAAUGGUAAAUAUUGCCGAAGAAGUGACGGAGGAAUCAGAACAAUUGAUUGUAUCUGGCGUGGUUCGUGGCAUGGUGCGGGAGGUUUUGCGACGAGAGAAAGAAGAACUGCGAAGUACUUUGGACAGGCGACGGAAACGUUCCGUUGUCCCCUCGAACACACCUGUCUAG
Molecule: messenger RNA, 2334 nt
Organism: Ostertagia ostertagi
Lineage: Eukaryota; Metazoa; Nematoda; Chromadorea; Rhabditida; Trichostrongylidae
Source: the annotation of a GenBank genome assembly